Molecule: messenger RNA, 3396 nt
Organism: Corylus avellana
Lineage: Eukaryota; Viridiplantae; Streptophyta; Magnoliopsida; Fagales; Betulaceae
Product: putative copper-transporting ATPase HMA5
Biological process (GO): monoatomic cation transport
Cellular component (GO): membrane
Molecular function (GO): ATP binding; ATP hydrolysis activity; copper ion binding
Source: RefSeq, a predicted model, not a curated record
UAUGCUCAUGGCUGCCGCAGCUACCAAGUCUCAGGCGCCGUCGACGUCGAGUUACAUUUGCAGUAGAUGUUGGGGGGGACGACACUUGUCGCCAAGUCCACAGAAUCCGGGGCCGGCGGCCUGCAGCUCAUCAACGGAUACGCGCCGCCGGCCAAGAGCCAUGUCAACCAAAGACGAAAACAAGGUGGCAAAGGCCCUCUUCUCAGUCAACGGAAUGACAUACUCUCCCUGCGCCGGAGUGAUCGAGGAGGCUGUCAACCGGCUUCCGGGGAUACGCAACGCCGUCGUUGAUUUUUUUAAUUAUAGGGCCCAAGUCCUCUACAACCCUGGUUUUGUCGACGAGGAAACAAUACGUGAGACUAUUGAUCAUGUUGGAUUUCAAGCCACAUUGAUCAAUGUUGACAUAAACGAGAGAUCAUCCAGUGCAGUUCAGGUAUGCAAAAUACACAUAAAUGGAAUGACCUGCACUUCUUGCUCCUCCACCAUUGAAUCAGCUCUCCAAGCAAUUCCUGGAGUGCAGAAGGCCCAAGUGGCCUUAGCAACAGAAGAAGCAGAAGUCCAUCAUAAUCCCAAGACUGUGAGCCAUAAUCAACUACUGCAAGCCAUAGAAGAUGCUGGAUUUGAAGCCAUACUUAUCAGUACAGGGGAUGAUAGUAUAAGUAAGAUAGAGCUCAAAGUUGAUGGCUUAGACACUGAUGAUCAUACUGUGAGAAUGAUUAAAAAGUCUCUCCAAUCACUCCCAGGGGUUCAAGAGAUAGUAAUAUAUCCUGAACUCAACAAAGUUUCCAUUUCAUACAUUCCAGAUAUGACAGGACCCAGAAUUUUCAUCAGUAUUAUUGAGUCAACUGGGAGUUCUAAAGCAAUGCUAUAUCCCAAAGCCAAAGGAGAAGGAAGAGAAGCUCGUAGACAGGAGGAAGUUGAUCAAUAUUACAGAUUCUUUUUAUGGAGUUUGGUUUUUACAGUUCCUGUGUUCUUAACAUCUAUGGUUCUGAUGUAUAUCCCUGGAAUCAACCAUGUGUUAGACAUAAAAGUAGUCAAAAUGUUGAGUGUUGGUAUGCUUUUGAGGUGGGAGCUUUCUACUCCAGUGCAGUUCAUUAUAGGCAGGAGAUUCUACACUGGAGCCUAUAAAUCUUUGCGCCAUGGUUCUGCAAAUAUGGAUGUGUUGAUUGUCUUGGGAACAAAUGCAGCCUACUUCUACUCUGUCUACUCAUUGUCAAGGGCUGCUUACUCUAAAGAUUUCAAGGGCACAGAUUUCUUUGAGACAAGCUCAAUGCUUAUUUCAUUUAUUCUGCUUGGGAAGUAUUUAGAGGUUUUGGCUAAGAGAAAGACAUCGGACGCCAUUGCCAAGCUCAUGGACUUGACACCUGAAACAGCAAUAUUGUUAGCUCUGGAUGAUGAAGGAAAUGUGAUGAGUGAGCAAGAGAUUGAUAGCCGGCUAAUACAAAAGAAUGACGCCAUUAAAAUCAUCCCUGGUGCAAAAGUGGCUGCAGAUGGUUAUGUUCUGUGGGGGGAAAGCCAUGUGAAUGAGAGCAUGAUAACAGGAGAAGCACGGCCGGUGGGAAAAAGGAAGGGAGACAUGGUGAUUGGAGGAACUGUGAAUGAGAAUGGAGUGUUGUAUAUUCAAGCAACACAAGUAGGAUCAGAGAGUGCUCUUUCACAGAUUGUUCGACUUGUUGAAUCUGCACAGAUGGCGAAAGCUCCUGUGCAGAAGUUUGCUGACAGCAUUUCCAAAUACUUUGUGCCUCUGGUCAUUAUGCUUUCAUUUUCAACUUGGUUUGCCUGGUUUUUGGCUGGGAAGUUGCAUAGCUACCCAAAAUCCUGGAUACCAUCUUCCAUGAGCAGGUUUGAGCUUGCACUUCAGUUUGGGAUCUCUGUCAUGGUCAUAGCCUGCCCUUGUGCUCUAGGCCUAGCAACUCCAACUGCUGUCAUGGUUGGUACCGGAGUUGGUGCAUCUCAAGGUGUACUGAUUAAAGGCGGCCAAGCUUUGGAAAGUGCACAUAAGGUGAACUGUAUUAUAUUUGACAAGACAGGGACUCUCACGGCUGGGAAACCGGUGGUAGUGAACACACAACUUUUGAAAAAUAUGGCACUUAGAGAAUUCUAUGUGCUUCUUGCUGCAACUGAGGUGAACAGUGAGCACCCAUUAGCCAAGUCCAUAGUGGAGCACGCCAAGGGAUUCGUAGAAGAUAAAGAGAACCCUGCUUGGCCGGAAGCAAGAGACUUCAUCGCCAUCACUGGCCAUGGAGUGAAAGCCAUUGUUGAAAACAAGGAAAUAAUUGUGGGCAACAAAAGCUUGAUGUUGGACCAGAGCAUUGCCAUUCCAUUGGAAGCUGAAGAUAUGCUUGCAAAAGUUGAAGGGAUGGCUCAAACUGGCAUCCUAGUAUCUAUAGAUGGGGAAGUGGCUGGAGUUGUAGCCAUAUCUGAUCCACUUAAACCAGGUGCUCAAGAAGUCAUUUCCAUUCUCAAGUCUAUGAAAAUUAGGAGCAUAGUGGUGACUGGUGAUAAUUGGGGAACUGCAAAGUCUAUUGCCAAGGAAGUAGGAAUUGAAACUAUUAUUGCAGAAGCCAAACCAGAGGAUAAAGCAGAGAAAGUGAGGGACCUUCAGGCUUCAGGCUACAUAGUGGCAAUGGUAGGAGAUGGCAUAAACGACUCACCAGCACUUGUGGCAGCAGAUGUUGGAAUGGCAAUUGGUGCUGGCACAGACAUUGCUAUUGAGGCAGCUGACAUUGUUCUAAUGAAGAACAACUUGGAGGAUGUGAUAACAGCCAUUGAUCUUUCAAGGAAAACCUUCUCACGUAUACGUUUAAACUACUUCUGGGCUUUAGGGUACAAUGUACUUGGCAUCCCAGUUGCCGCUGGAGUCCUUUUCCCGUUCACUGGUUUCCGUUUACCACCAUGGAUUGCUGGAGCUGCAAUGGCAGCCUCUUCUGUCAGUGUUGUUUGCAGCUCCCUCUUGUUGAAGAACUACAGGAGACCCCGGAAGCUGGAUAACCUUGAGAUACAUGGAAUAAGGAUCGAGUAAUCAAUAAUCCUGGUUUUGAUCCUUCUUUUGUUUUUUGUUUUUCUCUAUAUUUUUCUAGGAGUGAAGGUUCUCCUAGGAAUCAAUUUAGCAGCUGUUAAAGCUAUAUCUCACGACAGUAUCAUAUGCUCCGGAAGACAGCAUAGCCGAUCCUCAAACUCAGCAUAGCUGACUCUCAAAUUCACCCUCAUUCCUUGAUUUCUGGUUCCUUGUUUCAUGCUGCCAUUUGAGCUCCUGGUUUCGUGCAUGAUAUCAUGGCUGCUUCUCAGCCUAAGAUAGAAGUCUCUUAUUUUCCUUCCCGAGUUUGGUUUCUGUUGUACACUACCUAGGCUGCUUUUGUACAUAGGCACAUGGCAUUUCCUCUUUGUAAUUUGCUC